UGUCUCUCUCUCUCGCUCCCUCGCUUUCUCUCUUCGCCUCCAUGGCGAGACGUAAACAUAUUGCCACGAAGUCCGUAGGCACACGAAAAUCUGGACGAUCAUCAGGAAGAGCUAGAGCAACUUCGGCAUCUCCUGGCCUGAGUUCGGCUUCUGGUCCACGCGCUAGAGGAAAUGCAGCCGACGCACCGGAAAGCUCAGCAGCAAGACAGAAGCAGCGUAAGCCUUACCGCCACCGCCCAGGAAUGGUGGCUCUUCGGGAGAUUCGCCAGUUCCAGAAAACGUAUAAACUGCUGAUACCGGCGGCACCUUUCAUUAGAACUGUAAGGGAGAUUAGUUACUUCUAUGCCCCAAGGGUAACUCGUUGGGCUGCUGAAGCUUUGGUAGCUCUUCAAGAGGCAGCAGAAGAUUAUUUGGUUCAUCUGUGUGAAGAUGCAAUGCUUUGUGCUAUUCAUGCGAAGCGUGUUACUCUUAUGCAAAAGGAUUGGGCACUAGCACGACGGCUGGGAGGGAAAGGUAGGCCUCGGUGAGAUGGGGUGCAGCACUUAUUGGUAUCACAAAUUCACAACUUGUGGAUG
Messenger RNA from Telopea speciosissima, 575 nucleotides. RefSeq names its product histone H3-like centromeric protein HTR12. Bases 42 to 527 code for a protein of 161 amino acids. Gene Ontology annotation, molecular function: protein heterodimerization activity; structural constituent of chromatin; DNA binding. Gene Ontology annotation, cellular component: nucleosome. The transcript is spliced from 7 exons. NCBI's taxonomy places the organism in Eukaryota, Viridiplantae, Streptophyta, Magnoliopsida, Proteales, Proteaceae. The record is from RefSeq and is a predicted model, not a curated record.